Populus euphratica (Euphrates poplar) is the source of this 1702-nucleotide messenger RNA. RefSeq names its product ubiquitin carboxyl-terminal hydrolase 7-like. Gene Ontology annotation, molecular function: protein binding; proteasome binding; cysteine-type deubiquitinase activity. The transcript is spliced from 18 exons. The record is from RefSeq and is a predicted model, not a curated record. Lineage: Eukaryota; Viridiplantae; Streptophyta; Magnoliopsida; Malpighiales; Salicaceae. Gene Ontology annotation, biological process: proteasome-mediated ubiquitin-dependent protein catabolic process; protein deubiquitination; regulation of proteasomal protein catabolic process. The coding region runs from base 118 to 1569 and encodes 483 amino acids.
UUAUAUUAACCCAGAAAUGAAAACCCCUUAAAAUCCACGAGCCUGGGAGAUUUCCAUUUGUUCAAGCAAACACGAAAAUAAAAAACCAAGCAUCCAUCAAAAACUCACCAAUCAAUCAUGUUGACAGUGAGUGUAAAAUGGCAAAAGGAGCUGUUCCCAAAAGUGGAAAUUGACACUAGCCAGUCCCCUUAUGUUUUCAAAUGUCAGUUGCAUGAUUUGACUGGAGUUCCCCCCGAGAGGCAGAAGAUUAUGGUUAAGGGUGGUUUGCUGAAGGAUGAUGCCAAUUGGGCAACCUUAGGAGUGAAGGAGGGUCAAAAAUUGAUGAUGAUGGGGACUGCAGAUGAGAUUGUGAAGACCCCAGAGAAGGGCCCUGUUUUUAUGGAAGAUCUUCCAGAAGAAGAACAAAUGGUUGCUAUGGGUCACACUGCUGGCCUCUUUAAUCUAGGGAACACUUGCUACAUGAACUCGACAGUACAAUGCUUGCAUUCUGUUCCAGAGUUGAAGUCUGCUUUAGUCAGCUAUCCAUCUCAAAAAAGCAGUGAGUUGGAUCAUUCAUCUCAUAUGCUGACAGCUGCGACUCGAGAACUAUUUAAUGAGCUCGAUAAAAGUGUACAGCCUGUGGCACCUAUGCAGUUCUGGAUGGUAUUGCGCAAAAAGUAUCCUCAAUUUGGUCAAUUGCAUAACGGAGUCUACAUGCAGCAGGAUGCUGAAGAAUGUUGGACACAACUUUUAUACACCCUUUCACAAUCACUUAGAUCACCGAGUUUCAGCAGUGAAAAUCCAGAUACAAUCAAGGCACUUUUUGGCAUUGAACUUGUAAGCAGGGUGCAUUGCCAAGAAAGUGGUGAAGAGAGCUCAGAGACAGAAUCAGUUUACUCACUUAAAUGCCACAUAUCACAAGAGGUGAACCAUUUGCAUGAAGGACUGAAGCAUGGUUUGAAGUCUGAAUUGGAGAAGGCUUCUCCCUGCUUGGGCCGUAGUGCAAUUUACCUGAAGGAGUCCCGUAUCAAUGCCUUGCCAAGGUACCUAACCGUUCAGUUUGUUCGUUUUUUCUGGAAGAGGGAAUCAAAUCAGAAGGCCAAGAUUUUACGGAAAGUGGAUUACCCAUUACAACUGGAUGUCUACGAUUUUUGCUCUGAUGAUCUUUGCAAAAAAUUAGAAGCACCUCGCCAGAUUUUAAGAGAUGAGGAGGGUAAAAAGGCUGGUUUGAAAGCCAAGGAGAAGACCUCGGGUUCAAAAGACAAUGAUGUCAAGAUGACUGACGUGGAGAGGCCAUCAAAUGAGAGUGGAGAAUCAUCAAAGCCUACCUCCCAAGAAGGUGGUCCUACAGAUAAAAAGUCACAUUUAACUGGAAUUUAUGAUUUGGUAGCUGUGCUCACCCACAAGGGAAGGAGUGCUGAUUCAGGGCAUUAUGUUGCAUGGGUCAAGCAAGAAAGUGGGAAAUGGAUUGAGUUUGAUGAUGAUAAUCCUGUUCCACAACGGGAGGAAGAUAUAACUAAGCUCUCGGGAGGAGGUGAUUGGCAUAUGGCUUACAUUUGCAUGUACAAGGCACGAACUGUCCCAAAGUAAUUUUUUCUAAUCCCAUCAUUUUUAGAUUCAAGUCACCACUGGAUUUCUUCGUAGGAUCCAUAUUGUAAAAUGGACAGUAGAUUUUGACAGAAUUGGGUUUGUUGUGCUUAUAGGAGUUGUCUUGUCUCAUGCA